AGCUCCUCCAGCACCAGCACCAGCACCACACUCCUCCAGCCCCAGCCUAGCGUUGCUUCUCGUGCCCACCUCUGUCGGCCGCCAAUUCGCCUCGCUUCAACGUCUUUGCCUUCUCUGCUAGCUUUUCUCCUACUAUUUUUUUUCUCUGCCAGCUACAGCUCAUUCUCCAACCGACGCCUUUCUCUUCAAAUGUCCCAACAGCCCAAGCUCUACCAGGACCAAUUACUCCCAGAUUCUUCCAAGAACUACCAGUCUCGAGAUUCUCACGUCUCUUUGGGCCCUACCUCCACUGCCCCAUUUGGCUCCAGUCACCAAUCAACAACAGCGUCCUCACUCCAACCCUUACCUCCUCCUCCUCAAGUGUCUGCCCAACAUGUCUUAACUCAGCUACCUAUCAAUUUCCAGCAAUUGUAUCAGCACCAAAAUCACCACCAGCCAACUCUGUUCUACUUUCCUCUUUCUCUGCAACUGACCCCAGCUGCUCCUCUACCUUCCUUACCUUCUGCUGCUCAACCUGCUUCGGUUUACCUUCCUCCACCACACCAGUCCCACCCUCAGUCCCAGAGCAUCACCACUCUACCACUCCCAAUUCCAAACAAACAUCUCGUAAGCUCUAUUGCUUUGCAGCAAUUACCAUCUCAACAGCAGCUGCUGCAACAGAUUGACCCCGAACAAAGCCAGAACCAAAACCAGAACCAAAAUCAAAAUCAAAACCAAAAUCAAUUCCAAUCCCAACCUCUAUCUAGGUCAAAAUCUCACUUUCAUCCACAACCACAGCUCCAACUUCAAACCCAACUUCAACCUUCACUUUCAUCUCAAAGUCAUCAUCAAAUUCAAAAACUGAAAUUCUCUUCUUCCUCUUCUUACCCCUUCACUUCGGCUUCUACUCCACAAUCUCUGCAAUCUCUGCAAUCUCUGCAAUCUCAUUAUUAUACUCAUUCAAUAAAUAGUCAAUACACUCCUCAAUAUUCUUUUCUUUCUUCUUCUUCAGCUACUCCAACAACUUCAAAUACUUUAUCUUCUGCAACUCCUUUUCCUCCUCCUCCGAUUCAACAUAAUUAUUCUCUGCAAUUGCUCUCAGCUUAUCCAUCCCAUUCAACUCAUUCAACUCACCCACCUCCACCACAAUUACAACCACCCUCUCAAAAUUCUAUCCAACAAAAUUCACAGUCCUCUCUUCCACAACAAUCUUCAAACAGCUCAAUUCCCCCAAUUUCUUCCUUGGCUUCAAAUUCUCAAGAAUUUCAAGACUCUCAUCAAUCAUCUGAAUCACAAAACUCCCAAAAACUUCAACAAACUCCUUAUCAACAAAAUUCCUCUUCCAUUUCAAAUACAAACCAUCCAGCGCCUAUUUUAAAACAAAUCACUCCUGCAAAGAGAUCUUAUUCAAAUCUAGAAAUUAAUCAAUUGGAUCCCGCGAAUAAUAUUAUUACUAAUAAUACUUCAUCCAUAUCUUUAUUAUCAUCACCAUCUUCUUCUUCUUCUUCUUCUUCUUCUACUACUACUACUACUACUACUAUUACUACUUCUACUUCCUCUAUUCCUGCUUCUGCUUCCUUACCCUCAAACUCUAAUAAAACUAAAAAUAAUAGCAAAACUAAAAAUAAUAAAAGUAAAAGUAAAAGUAAAAGUAAAAGUAAAAGUAAAAGUAAAAGUAAAAGUAAAAACAAUGACAACAACAAUAACAAUGACAACAACAAUAACAACAGCAAUAACAAUAACAACAGCAAUAAUAACACAUUCUCAUCUUCAAACUCUCCUUUACCCUCUUUUUCUUCUUUAAAUUCCCCUUCAUCUACAUCUUUAUCCUAUGAAAAUAAAAAAUUUAAAAACACAAACUUCAAUCGUUCCAGCGAAGAAUCCCUAUUAUUAGCUGCUCAAAAAUCACUAACAAAUCAUAUCCAAAUUCAAGAUUUUGCCAAAAAAAUGCAAAUCACAAACGAUUUCGAAAAACCUUCUCAUCCAAAGGCAAUAGCUGCAAAGGAAAAAUCAAAAUCAAUUUUCGCUAUUAGAUGCUUGUUGGAUUCGGUUGAAAAGAUUCAAGUAUCUCAACCUCCUUCUCUAACUAACGUUCACAGUACUGCUACCCCAAGAGCUUCCGUUUAUAAUGCUUAUACUUAUCUUUGCAAUAUCUCAAACGUUUUACCCUUUGGUCAAUCGGCUUUAGGAAAACUAGUUAGAGUUAUUUGGCCUGAUCUACAAACUAAAAGACUAGGAACAAGAGGUAACUCAAAAUACCACUAUAUUGGUAUUAGAUUAAAAGUAGAUAUAAAACAAAUUCUAGAUCAAAUAUCAAAAAAUCCUUCCGUACUACACACCCAAUUCUUCGGUAACUUUAUAGCCAGCCAACCUGCAAUCUUUAAACAAAAUCUGUUCCAAAAUAAUUUUGAUCAAAAAAACAAAACUCAUUCCGAAUCAACGGUUUAUAAUUCAAAUAAUAUAGAUGAUUUUGUGGAGAUAUCUUCUACUCCCUUUUUAUCAACUAUUGGUCCUCGUCUUUAUUUUCCAAAGGAUAAAAAAAUAAUGCAAUCUAUUGCUUUUUUCGAUAUUAACAAUUCAAAUGAUCUAAUCAAUUCUAUUAUCUCGACAGAUUUGAAUAACUUGAUUCAAAAAUUUAAAUUCCAUUUAUUAGAUGGAAAUUAUCAAUCUUGUUGUUCUUUACUUUUAUCACAAGAUGAAUAUCAAAAAGAUAUUGCAAUAUAUGCUAGUUCUUUGAAUAUGUUAUCUCCAUUGUCCCAUACAGGUUCAAAAAAGGCUAAUUUAACCAACUUGAAAAAUUUGUCCAGCAGUUUUUCAAAUUAUUUCUCUCAACAAUUGUUCAAUCAAAAAAAUUGCACUCUGGAAACUAUUGAUACAAAUCUGAAAAAAAGACUUAAAUAUUCGAAAUUAUUUGAGGUCUUGUUAAAAAGAUUACUUCGCGCUGCUGAAACUGCUGUUUCUGUGGCUCGUAUUUUUUCAAAUUCAGUUGAAAUGGUAUCAAUAAUGAAUGAUUGGAAUAUAAUUAUAAAUGAUAUCUCUAUUAUAUCAGGUUGUGAAAUUGAUAGAGAACCUGAAAGAGUUGAAGCUGAAAACUUAUUAAGAAAUGAAAUUCCAAACUUUUUAAAUGUUCUUAAUAAUGAAUUAUCUAAUGCAGUUGCCUCGAGAUCUGAUUUUCAUGAUGAUCCAACUAAAGGUGUUUUUAAUACUGAAUUAACAACUAUUGAGAAAAAACUUAUGGAGACUACUGUUAAUUUUAAUAUUCUAUUAUUUUCGAAGUUCCCAAGAACUUCUGUUAGACUUUUUUUAUUAUUCUUAUCAUCAAUAUUAACAAACUGUUUGCGUCAACUACAAUCGAAAGGUGCGAGAAGUUUUAGUGCUUGUUGGAUAGUUCGUUGUUGGAUUGAUGAAUGGUUUGGAUUUAUUAGUGAACUUUAUGGAUUUAAUUCAUUAUCACAAGAUCUUGUUAAUUGAAGAAUUAAUUUAUAUGAAAAUAGAAACAAAAAUUUCUGCAUAAAGGAGAUUUUAAUUCUAGAAUUUUUUAAGGAAAAG
Molecule: messenger RNA, 3528 nt
Organism: Ascoidea rubescens DSM 1968
Lineage: Eukaryota; Fungi; Ascomycota; Saccharomycetes; Ascoideales; Ascoideaceae
Exons: 2
Coding region: 190-3450 (1086 amino acids)
Biological process (GO): regulation of transcription by RNA polymerase II
Molecular function (GO): DNA-binding transcription factor activity, RNA polymerase II-specific; RNA polymerase II cis-regulatory region sequence-specific DNA binding
Source: RefSeq, a predicted model, not a curated record